CAAGCCAACGCUCGAUCGCAAACGCACACGCUACUCUCUUUUUUUUUUGUUGGUGGUGGUGAGGGGCUGGCUGGAUCUGGAUGGCGCACGGGCGGAUGAUGAUGGGCUGCGUGUUCCUGGCGUGCCUGCUGGUGGCGGCGUCGGUGCCGUCCACCGCGUCCGCGUUCGUGUUCAAGGCGGGCGGCACGGGCGAGUGGCGCGUGCCCGCCGCGGCCGCUGGCAGCAACGUCAGCGCGUACAACGCGUGGGCGCAACGCAACCGUUUUCGCGUGGGUGACGCCAUCGCUUUCACGUACCAGCCCGGCAAAGACUCGGUGCUCCUCGUCGACGAGAGGUCCUACGACGCCUGCGACGCGAGCUCGCCGACCGACACCUUCGCCGACGGCAGCACCGUCUUCACCUUCAACCGCUCCGGCCCCUUCUACUUCAUCAGCGGCAAUAAAGGCAACUGCGACCGCGGCGAGAAGCUGGUCGUCGUCGUCAUGGCCGAGCGCGCGGCCAUCGGCACGGGCGGCACGGGGCUGGCGCCGUCGCCGUCGUCGUCGUCGUCCCCCAACGGCCCAUUCUCCGCCUUCUCUCCGCCGCCGCCACCCUUUGGCAUCGACAUCUCGCCGAGUCCCACGGCCGCGUAUCCGCCACCAAGUGCCGCGCCGCCCAAGAUGGCAGGACUUGCCGGCGCGGCGGCGUUUGCCAUUAUUGGAGCCUUGUUCUACGCGCUUGUUUGAUGAUACGUACGCGUGUUUUGUUUAUCCACUCAGAUCAUAUGCAUAUACAUAGCGACCAUAUAUGCCAUUGAGUGAAUUUAUUUUUAAUGUAUAGUGUAUCAAAUGCUGGUGUGAUGCAUGUAUUGUUGAUUAAUUAAUUCAGUGCUGAUGGAAA
Molecule: messenger RNA, 879 nt
Organism: Zea mays
Lineage: Eukaryota; Viridiplantae; Streptophyta; Magnoliopsida; Poales; Poaceae
Exons: 2
Coding region: 81-725 (214 amino acids)
Cellular component (GO): plasma membrane
Molecular function (GO): electron transfer activity
Source: RefSeq, marked validated